Rhagoletis pomonella (apple maggot) is the source of this 915-nucleotide messenger RNA. RefSeq names its product piggyBac transposable element-derived protein 3-like. Bases 1 to 915 code for a protein of 304 amino acids. Lineage: Eukaryota; Metazoa; Arthropoda; Insecta; Diptera; Tephritidae. The transcript is spliced from 3 exons. The record is from RefSeq and is a predicted model, not a curated record. Gene Ontology annotation, molecular function: sequence-specific DNA binding.
AUGCCUAGAGCACGCUUCGAACAAAUCUUGAGAUAUAUGCAUGUUAGCGAUAAUACAUUGUUGGACCCACAAGACAAGUUCACGAAGAUUCGACCAUUGUGGGAUAAUCUAAACGAAAGGUGGAUGAGAUACUCUCCGAGAUAUGUGGAGGUGAGUAUUGAUGAAUCCAUGAUACCCUACUAUGGCCACCACAGCACCAAGCAGCAUAUCCAUGGCAAACCCAUCCGCUUUGGUUAUAAAGUCUGGUGCAUGGCAACGCGUCUUGGAUAUCUGAUUCAAGCCGAACAUUACCAAGGGGCUUCUGCCGGUAAUACUAAUCCUGACCUAGGGGUCGGUGGGUCCGUUGUCACAAAUCUGGUUUCGAAACUACCAGAUGGAUUCAAAGUCCAUGUUUACAUGGAUAAUUUCCUUACAUCGCUCCGUUUAUUGACGGCUCUAAAGCAGUCUGGUCAUCAAGGCACUGGCACCAUUCGAGCAAAUCGUGUCGAGAAAGCACCUCUGGAGUCACUUCAAAGCAUGAAAUCAAAAUCUAGGGGUAGCUAUCAUCAAAUUACCGAUGAAAAAUCGUAUAUAACGCUGAUUCGUUAUAAUGAUAACAACGUUGUAACUGUGGCCUCUUCUUGCGAAGGGGUAGCACCGAUGGGUUCUGCACAGCGAUGGUCAAGCAACCAAAAACGGAAGAUAGCGAUUCAACAACCAUCUUGCAUUCAGCAAUAUAAUAGAUACAUGGGUGGAACUGACCGACUCGAUCAAAAUGUAGGAUGUUAUCGAAUGGUCAAAAAUCCUUUGGAUUACUUAGCAUUCAUACGUGUAAUAACUACCACUUAUCUUGGAAAAUACUCCAAUCAAAGAACAUUGGGUCGCCCAUUAAAGCCUACUAAUAACGGCGAAGAGUUCCGGAUGGUGUUCGUCUAG